AUGGGACAAGAGGAGAGCCACAGUGAGGAGAUGGACCUGCAACAGAUCCAGGACCUGUGCAUCAUUUUCAUGAAGGAAUGUCCCAGCGGUGCCCUGCACCUACAUGAGUUCAAGAGGAUCUUCGGGGUACAGAGCAGCUCUGCAGAGGAGUCCCUCUACAUUGAGACAAUAUUCCGCUCUUUUGACACAAAUCGGGAUAACACACUUGAUUUCCUCGAGUAUAUAGCAGCACUUCACUUGAUCUUACGGGGGAAUAUUGAAGAUAGACUCAAGUGGUCCUUCAAGAUGUAUGACAAGGACGGGAAUGGAAAGUUGGACAGGCAGGAGGUGAAACGGAUCAUAAGGAUUCUCUACAAAAUCAAGCUCCAGACGAGUGAGGUCAAUAUGACGCCGUCUGAAAUCUGCGACAGGAUCUUUGAGCUGGUUGACCAGAAUAAAGAUGGUCAAAUAACCUUGUCUGAGUUCAUGGAGGGAGCUCAGAAGGAUGAAUGGGUCAUGAACCUGCUGAAGUUGGAUGUCAACGCCACCGGUUGGGUGAUCCAGAACAGUGGGAAAUUCCCAUGA
This is a messenger RNA of Plectropomus leopardus (leopard coralgrouper), 564 nucleotides long. Its product is annotated as guanylyl cyclase-activating protein 2-like. Gene Ontology annotation, biological process: visual perception. Lineage: Eukaryota; Metazoa; Chordata; Actinopteri; Perciformes; Serranidae. The record is from RefSeq and is a predicted model, not a curated record. Gene Ontology annotation, cellular component: photoreceptor inner segment; cone photoreceptor outer segment. Gene Ontology annotation, molecular function: calcium sensitive guanylate cyclase activator activity; calcium ion binding.